Rhizophagus irregularis DAOM 181602=DAOM 197198 is the source of this 873-nucleotide messenger RNA. RefSeq lists its product as uncharacterized. The record is from RefSeq and is a predicted model, not a curated record. Lineage: Eukaryota; Fungi; Glomeromycota; Glomeromycetes; Glomerales; Glomeraceae.
AUGGAUGGUGGAACACAUAAAUAUGCAGUUACGUAUUCAAAUUUACGGGUAAAUAAGCAAUUUAAGACGUUGAAAGAACAAGAGAAGUAUAAAAAGAGGUUUAAAAACAGUCUCAAGAGUAACAAGAAUAAAUGGCAGUUUACAAAUAAUGGAAUUGAAUCAAAAGUACUCAUUUCCAAACAUAAGUUGAAACGUAGAAGUGAUAUCCUUAAGAAACAUUAUAUAUCAGAAAAAGAAAUGGAGUUUCUGGUAGAUCAAGUUACAAAUAGUAAGGUAGCAGAACAGUCGAGUAGUGCUGGCCAAGGUACUACAAUAGAUAAUAUUAUUAUGGACCUUCAGGAAAUGGAAAUUAGUGGACAGGAUAAUGUCGCUCCUUGGCAAGAAAUACUCGGGAGGCAAGAACCUAUUACAAGGGCAGAAUUUCAUCAGAAAUUGAAUAGUAUUAGAGAUAAACGUCUUUUAAUGACAUAUUGUAAUGGUGUUAGAAGAGGGAGGCGUGCACGUGGUGUUACUCAUGACUACGUGGUUAAUCAGUAUGCAAUUAAAGCUCGUAAAUUAGAGCAAGUAAAGGAAGAAAAGUGGCGCGGUAUUAGUGGUAAAGAUAAAAAAGCUAAGUCACAUAAUAAACGCACUGAAGUGGAUGUGAAAGAUGUUGACUGUAAUAUGUUAGAAAGUAAUUGGAAUAAAUGGAAUGAUUUGGCAUUUCAUCGAGGUGGUCAUUAGGCAAAUUUUUAGAUAGAUCAUGACAGUCACCUUUGAAUUUGAGGUUGCAUCAUGGUUUUUAACAAUGAUGUGAUCGUUUAGGUGACAGGUCGACUUGUUCUUUAUGAAAAGUAGUCUUGUUUCAUAAUGCUUAAUUCUUAUAUGUAUUUG